GCUUCUUCAACUGAGCAUCUAAUAAAUUAUUCACAACUUUCUCACACAAAAUCCCUAAUUUCGAAAAAAAAAAAAAAAAACAUUCUAAAUCCGUAAUUUUGCUCGAACGAAAUUCACUAUUCAGAGCUCCAAAUCCAAUCACAGUAGACACCGCCUUCCGUCGCAAGCAGCUAAGCUGGCCAGAGACAAGCUAAGAUAAGGAGAGAGGGAGGAUUAAAUCGGAAAGUUGAUCGAGACGAGCAGAGUGACUCGAACCCCCGACCUAUCAAUUGGAGGGGAAACGUCUUAUCAACUGAGGUGCACUUUGUUGUCUAGCAAAAAAAAAAAAAAGCCUUACUGCGUCACCUUUCCACCGGAGCGGCCGUCGGCCAGAGCAUGCCGUGUAGAAUCCAGAGCCGCCAUCGACGGGAGCCGCCGCCGCCGACAAAUCUGCCUUGUAAAUUUGGUUGGUUUUACUUCAAUUCCUGGAUUUGGUUCGUUUAUACCUGUUUUGCUUCAUUUGCUUCAUUUUUAUUUUUCAGUUGCCCCCUAACUUCAUCUUGUGGCUUUUGAUUAUUUGAUAUAUAUUCAUAUCAGCUCAUAUUCUUUUUACUAACUUAUCUUAAUUUCCAAAGCUUACUUUAUGAAGAUACUGAUCCUCUUUCAGUGAAUGUGAUUUAAUUGGCUUCCAGAAUCCUUUGUUUACCUUGUCGAUUAAAUGUAUUUGGAAGAUCAAGAGCAGCUAAUUACAUGAGAAGGGAAGAUUGAAUCAAAAAGUUGAUCAUGCCGAGCAGAAAGAAGAGAAAUAGAAAAAGGUUUGGUCGAAGCAGAAAAAGGUCGGAGGCCCUCCUCUUAUCGGUGAUACAGAAGCUUGACAUUAAUUAUCGACAGGAUGAAACAAAUAAGGAUGAAAUUGUUUUAAUGUUUCUCGAUAAGGAAAUAGAAAGGGUAAUUAGAGAGAUGAAAGAGAUUCUGGAUAUUGUGAGGGAUAAGAAAUUGGAAGAGAGAAGCCUAGAUUUUUUUGUAUAUGACCUUGUUGACGUGGCUAAUGAUGCUCUCUACCUUUACAAACAACGCGAAGACAAUUAUAUUUUCUAUGAGUCCAUCCAUAGAUGGAUCGGAGAGAUCAAAAAGCAGAUGCUUAAACUGGGAGAUGAUGAGUCCAACAUGAGAUCAUCAGAAAAUGUUGAAGAUGACACAUAUGUGGUGGGCUUGGAUGAAGAUGUGAAAAUGUUGCUUCGCAAAAGUAUUAUUGGUGGGGGAGAAUACUCGAAGAAUAUUCUUAUCAAAGGGAUGUCUGGUAUUGGAAAGACAACUCUUGCGAGAGAGAUAUACAACCAUCCAACCGUCAUUGAGCGAUUCAAGCAUCGUGCUUGGGUAUCUAACUCUACUAACUUCACUAUGAACGAGUUACUUAUCAAACUAAUACAACAGGUUGAUCCUCAUAAUCUCCAUACAUCUUCCUUAUUGGAGAAUAUGGACAACCGAAGGCUCCGAGAUCUGCUUCGCCAACACCUGAAAGGAAAGAGAUAUCUUAUAGUUCUCGACGAUGUUCCCAAACAAAUGCACUUGACUUCUUUCUUAGAAGCUCUUCCAUAUGAAGUUAAUGGAAGUAGAUUGCUGCUCACAAGUCACACGACGCAUAUGAACUUAACUCUAGGCAAUGAAGAUGUUCAUAUGAUGGAUUGUUUGGAUUCUAAACAUAGCUGGCAAUUGUUUUUGAAAACAAUAAACCAUGGCAAUAAAUUGACGGGUGAGCACAAAUUCCCGAAGACAUUGGAGCUUAUGGGAAAACAAAUGUUGAGAAAAUGUGGCGGUCUGCCAUUAGCUAUAAAAGAGGUGGGAAAGCAGUUAGCGGAAAAGAAAGUCUCAGAGGGGAUUGAAUGGGAACAACUUCUUGAAUCAGUUGAUUUUGGUUCAACAUUGAAGUUAUUGGAACCAUUUUAUCAUAAACUGGAUCCUAAAUUGGAUUCAUGUUUCUUGUCUAUGGCCUUCUUUAAGGAAAAUACAACUUUGAGGGCAGAAAAGUUGGCACAGAUUUGGUUUGCAGGAGGAGUGGUUUCAAGAUAUAACUAUCAAUCAUAUUUAGAUGGAUUAAUCAAUGAAUCUGUUAUUGAAGUCAAGGAAAAGCGCACGGAGUAUCGCAUGAAUGUUGUGCUACACAUGCUAUCCAUUCAAAAAGCAGAGGAGAAACUUGGUUUUGAGAUCCUAAGGAAUGGUGGAAAUAAUCGACCCUCUCAAACUCCUUGUCAUCAUCGUGUUAUCAUUUGUAGCAGAGACAAGUUCAACUACUCAACGGAUCAAGAUACACACAUUGUUUCUCUCUUCUUCCAUGGAGGUGGCUACUUGGACACUAGGCCGUCUUAUUGGAAGAGCUUUGAACAACUUAAGAUACUUGAUUUGGAAGAUUUUGGGUUGAAAAUUUUACCAGAAACUAUCGGCACAUUGAUGGAAUUAAUAUACUUGGGGUUGAGAAAUAAUUACAUAAAAGAGCUUCCACAGUCGUUGGGGUGCUUGGGAAACCUUGAGGUUCUUGACAUAGCUCAAAACUUCAUGGUGGAGGUCCCAGAUAUUAUAUGGGAGAUGGAUAGCCUUUGCCACCUCUACUUGUCUGAUGUGAUUAUCCGGAAGCCUUUGAAGAUACAGACGCUAGUGUUUCUGGAGACCUUAAGCUACAUCUCAGUUGAUAAUUGGACAUAUGAGCUCUCGGGCUUUAAAAUGUUGAAUUUGCUUAAGAAAUUGGGCAUAGAAGAAUUGGAUGGAAACUCAGAUGUAAGCAAGCUCUUUGAGUCAUUGGCUGACUUGAAGAAUCUUAAACACCUAGUCUUAAGAGGGUAUCGUUUCAUAAGCAUGCCUUGUUUGGAUGAGCUUCAUAUUCUACAAAGUCUCAAAACACUCAAAUUGGAUGGACUCCUUGGCAGGCUCCCAACAAGUUUCCCUCCAUAUCUUGAAUCAUUGACGUUGGUUAAUAGCUGUCUUGAUGAAGACCCCAUGCCACUACUUCGGAAGUUACCGGCGCUAGAGAACCUCAAAUUGCAGAAUGCAUACACUGGUCAACAAAUGGUGAUCUUGCAUGACGGUUUUCCCGAGCUCAAAGUCUUGUGCAUUGAAGAGUUGUGGAAUCUGAGAAAUGCACAACGUGGAAAAGGUGCAAUGUAUCGGCUCGAGAAAUUAGAAAUCCACAAUUGUCCGCAUCUGGAUAUCCACUCCGGAGCGAUGGCGUGUUUUAAAUAUUUGGUGGAAUCGAAAAACUUUGUUGCAAGGAUCAUGGAUUCAGACUUAAUCUCCGAAAACUUUGCUGCAGAGAUGAUGAAUCUCAAUCCGUGAGUUAGCACACAGUUGUCUGCAUUAUUAUAUUUACGUUUCUUGCUAGAUUUUCUUCCUUUUCCAGUCGCGACAAUUAUGGUCACUGUAUAUACAAUAAUUGUUACAAGAAAUAAAUGACAGUUUAAUCAA
Messenger RNA from Salvia miltiorrhiza (redroot sage), 3435 nucleotides. RefSeq names its product probable disease resistance protein At1g58602. The transcript has 6 exons. Gene Ontology annotation, molecular function: ADP binding. NCBI's taxonomy places the organism in Eukaryota, Viridiplantae, Streptophyta, Magnoliopsida, Lamiales, Lamiaceae. The coding region runs from base 763 to 3306 and encodes 847 amino acids. The record is from RefSeq and is a predicted model, not a curated record. Gene Ontology annotation, biological process: defense response to other organism.